AUGAGUAAACGAACACCUAUCCAAUCAAAAAAAAUAUAUAUUUCCAGUGGAAGUGGCAAUAACGUCAAGGUAGCCAGAUGGAUAAGGAGAGGUUGGGAAAGUACAAAGACUACAGUGGUCAAGAAUAUACCAUCAACAUCAAUCAUGAAUGCUACCACUAUUAUCUUCACAACCAUCAUGCCGAUGUCUAUCCUACCACCAAUGUAUUUUCAUCUGACGGAUCAAUAUCCUACUGACAAAGUAUGUCCUUCCGAAACUGUGACGACAAUGACAAUGAUGGAAAGUAUCACCAACCGAUGA
Acaulospora morrowiae is the source of this 300-nucleotide messenger RNA. Lineage: Eukaryota; Fungi; Glomeromycota; Glomeromycetes; Diversisporales; Acaulosporaceae. The record is from the annotation of a GenBank genome assembly.